Sitophilus oryzae (rice weevil) is the source of this 965-nucleotide messenger RNA. RefSeq names its product WD repeat and FYVE domain-containing protein 2-like. Gene Ontology annotation, molecular function: protein binding; metal ion binding. The record is from RefSeq and is a predicted model, not a curated record. Lineage: Eukaryota; Metazoa; Arthropoda; Insecta; Coleoptera; Curculionidae.
UCAAAAUAUUUUGACGUCUCGAACAGUUUCUAAAAAAUAUCAAAUUAAAAAAUGGCAGCGGAAAUCAAACCGGCUACACAAACUAACGAUAGAUUUUGUACAACGAAAAAGCCCGUCCUUCUGGCCAAACUAGAUGGGUGCAGCGAUGAUAACGCAGCAGUAAUUAUUCCAGGAGAAGACGGUGUUAUCAGUGUCUCGGAUGAUAAGACUGUGAGGGUAUGGCUAAAAAGAGAUUCAGGUCAAUACUGGCCGAGUAUAUGCCAGUACAUGCCAAGCGGUACCACUUCUGUCUAUUACACUGUGGAAACAAGACAACUCUUUAUAGGACAAGAAAAUGGAACUGUAUCAGAAUUUUCUCUUGCGUCUGAUUUUAAUAGAAUGAUGCCAGUAAGGGAGUACCUAGCUCAUCAGGCCAGAGUCACCGAUAUUAUAUUUUCAAUUAAUUGUGAAUGGGUACUCAGUGUUGGGAGAGAUAAAGUAUUUUCAUAUAAUUGUACUCAAACAGGUCGAAAUAUUGGGACAUACAAUGCUGAAGCUUGGUGUACAGCUUUACAAUUCGAUGCACAGUCAAAACACGCUUUCAUAGGCGAUUACUCAGGUCAAAUAACUAUGCUUAAGGUAGAUAAUAAUGGACCCACUGUCAUAACCACCCUAAAAGGUCACUCUGGUUCGAUCCGGUCACUUUCUUGGGAUGUUGCCAGGCAGAUGCUGUUUAGCGGUUCCUUUGAUCACACUGUUAUUGUUUGGGAUAUUGGAGGCCAACAGGGGAACGCUUAUGAGCUACAAGGUCAUCAUAAUAAAGUGUCGGCUUUGCAUUAUUCAGACUCUACCAAACAAUUAAUCAGUGCUGGAGAGGAUGGUGUUAUUGUUUUUUGGGAUAUGAACCAGCCUAGACAAGAAACGCCGGAUUGGAAGGAGUCAGAUGUGUGUCAGCUUUGUGGAAGGCCCUUUUUUUGGAAUUUGAG